Molecule: messenger RNA, 3371 nt
Organism: Nomia melanderi (Alkali bee)
Lineage: Eukaryota; Metazoa; Arthropoda; Insecta; Hymenoptera; Halictidae
Product: ubiquitin carboxyl-terminal hydrolase 31
Biological process (GO): protein deubiquitination
Molecular function (GO): cysteine-type deubiquitinase activity
Source: RefSeq, a predicted model, not a curated record
GGAAUCGUGGAAGCCCGUGAUAAAAGGCAAAUGGCCGCCGUAGCGUACGAGAGCGGGUUACGCGUAUGACGUUUUUUCUCCGCGGGUCAGUUGUUGACGGGCACGGCAUGCACUAGACGUGUCCGCGCGCGGUGUUGAUCGUGUCUCGUGAAAGAACGGAUCGUAUCGUGAUGUGAACGGGGGCAAAAGAGGAAGGCGGAAGGCUCGAACGGUUGUUUCCGUGGCCGGCGAUGGACGGUGAGAAGGCCAGUAGUGCGGUGAUGAAAUCGGUGUCGGAGGGUGAGCUGGGCGUGGAAGAGGUUAAAUUGUCCGACUCGAAGGGACGUGAGUCCGCGUCGCGUUUGAAGCGUACGUUCACGUUGCCAAGGAACCCGUUCCAGAACGCUAGGAUGUCACGGCGACGUCCGAAGCCUGGCCGUGAUUCGAAAGACAACAGCAGCGGGACGAGCGGCAACAAGGAGCGAAACAAUAUGCAGCAACAGCAAAUGGAAAGCAUGCAACAGAAUAUGGGCCGACUGCACGGCACCGGGCAGACCUACACGGAAAGGAUCGGCCCGAAGAAAGUGUUCCGCAGGCCGUCCUGGAGGAAGUUCAUCAACAGGAUGGUGCAGCACAUGUCGAACGUGGCCGUGCAGAAUCAUAAAACGUCCCAUAGGGACGAGCUCGGGUCCAGUGCCGGGGACAUUAGGGUCCCACCGCCGAGGCCCGCGCAUAUACCGCCGGACCGAGUCCCAGGGGUCAUAGGUUUACGCAACCACGGUAACACGUGUUUCAUGAACGCCGUGCUGCAGUGUCUCUCCCAUACGGACAUACUCGCCGAGUAUUUCGUGCUGGAUCAGUACAAGGUCGAUCUGUCCAGACGGAAUAAAUUGAACUCGAAGAAGUACGGGACGAAAGGCGAGAUCACCGAACAGUUGGCCCUUCUGCUGAAGGCUAUCUGGAGCUGCCAGUACGAUCCCGAGAUGAGCACCGCGUUCAAGAGCGUCGUCGACAAAUACGGAAGCCAGUACCGCGGUAACUUGCAGCACGACGCUCAGGAGUUCCUGUUGUGGCUGCUCGACAAAGUGCACGAGGACCUGAAUCAGGCUACCAAAAAGAAAUAUAAGAUUAUCAAGAAUUCGUUCGGCCGUCCGGACGACAUUGUUGCAGCGGAAACGCUGGCGAAUCAUGUCCGGUGCAACAACUCGUUCGUGCACGCGGUGUUCCAGGCCCAGUUCCGAUCUAGUCUGACGUGUCCAAGGUGUCAUCGGCAGUCGAACACGUUCGACCCCUUCCUAUGCGUGUCGGUGCCUGUCCCCCAGAACCACCGACAAAUGAACCUUUUCGUGAACGUGUUAUACACGUCCCAGCAGCCGCGUCAAGUUAAAAUUGGCGUGAGCGUGAACCAGACUGCCAACGUGAGAGAAUUAAGAGAAAUUCUCGCGAGUGACACCGGGAUCGACGAGAAUCAUAUGUUACUCACAGAAGUCCACGACGAAGGAUUUCACAGAACAUUCUCAGAUUGCCAACCUCUAUCUGUGAUCACCGAAAACGACCCACUUUACUGCAUAGAACUGCCACAACUGAAGGAACCCACGGAGCAGGCAUACAUUCUUCUGGUAUGGAUCAACGUGCUUGUCAAAGGAGACCUCAGGCAACGCUUUGGCAGUCCGUACACGAUGCAGGUCUCCAGAGAGACAUCCUACGAAGACCUGCAAAAGCUUCUGCUAAAGGAAAUGCACAGUGUUCUGGCCGACGAUGUUCUCACGUCUAGUCAAAGUCCUGGACUGUUCAACAUUCGGGUUGCUGAUCCAGCUGCCACACCGGUUCAGGACGAACACCCUUGCAUAGAUCCCUGCGUAGAACACCCUCUUUACACGGAACAAAUUGAGCAGGCGUUGGCUCUUUGCGCCGACGAUUCUGGCCCCCAACACGUGAAACUGAUCUUGGAAUGGGACGAAGCUACGAAAUGCAACAUCAUUCAGGACGACAGCGAUCAGAUCGAGGAACACGCGAGUGUGAAACAGUUGAAAACUAAUUCUGAACUGGGAGGAGCUGUCACUCUCGAAGAAUGCUUUGAUCUCUAUACGAGAGCGGAGAUCUUGGGCGCUGAAGAUGCGUGGCAUUGUCCCUACUGCAAUAAAAAACAAGAAGUUGUGAAGAAGUUGGGUCUUUGGUCGUUGCCCGACAUCUUGGUGAUACACCUGAAGAGAUUUCGGCAACAAUCCAGACAGAGGUCCACGUCGAAGUUGACUAUGUUGGUCGAUUUCCCGUUGUAUGGGUUUGAUAUGACUCCCCACUUAGCUCAUAACGGAGUUCAGGCUCACAACAAUGUCAGCAGUUUGGGAGGCUUAGGUUGGUCACCCUGGAAGAAGCCCAGACCUCGUCAGCAGAAUAUUCCGAAGUACGAUGAAAAUGUGUAUGACCUUUACGCGAUAUGUAAUCAUCAUGGCCAAGAUUUGCAGGGUGGUCAUUACACCGCGUUCUGUCGGAAUCCAUACGACACUCAGUGGUAUUGUUUCGACGAUACCAGAGUGGAAGCGGUGAACGACACAAAUCUAAUCACUAAUGCCGCCUAUAUGUUAUUUUACCAACGAAGAGGACUGACAAACAAUUCAGGAACUUCUUCGACAGCCUCUACCAGUUCGACUGGUUCCGGGCUUGAUCAUUGGGUCUCGAAAAUGCCACCGUUCUAUUUCAAUAACAAGACUAACAACAACGUGACGAAUAAUAACCAAAGUAAGUCGCAGGAGGUACUCUGUCAAGAGAAGAUCGUGGAGGAGAAGAAUAUGACUAAUUUCAACAGAGGCUGUCGCAAUUAUGCCACACUGCAACCAAAGAAGAGAAAUGUUGCGACCGAGACUGACAUUGGUCAAAUAGAUCAUUAUUCGGACGAUGAAGCACCCUGUAGAAGGGAAUGGGCUUCACCGAAACCCGUUCGAAAGAUGUCGUCCAUCACGUUGAUACCGCAUGUGCCACAGUCAACGAUCAUCCACAGCAGUAGCGAUCCAGACACAACGAUUAUCCACGAGUCAACUUUGUAACACACAAUUUAAGCCAGACACAUGAUCUGGCUGGAGCACCGCUCAAUGUGUAGUGCCUGGAAUGUGGUGUGCCGUAAACUCUCCAAAAAAGCUAGUAUAACCGGAAAUACAGACUAUUACCCGCGAAGCUUAAAUACAUUCGUUUCAUAUCGAGAGAAAUGUAGGUUAGAAAGACUUUGAAGUAAAGUCGCUCCGAAUUUCUAUGCGAAAAUAUGCUUUCUCUUUGUAAGUAGGCGUCGAACGUGCAAAGAAUACGAGUGCCACAUUUAAUUCUCUUGAUAUUAUAUUUCCAGGAAUACCAGAUGGCAACGUUCGACGAGUAUUCUUCCGUAUAUGGGAGCGUAACUC